Molecule: messenger RNA, 2419 nt
Organism: Lytechinus variegatus (green sea urchin)
Lineage: Eukaryota; Metazoa; Echinodermata; Echinoidea; Temnopleuroida; Toxopneustidae
Product: jasmonoyl--L-amino acid synthetase JAR4-like
Exons: 7
Coding region: 129-2045 (638 amino acids)
Cellular component (GO): cytoplasm
Molecular function (GO): acid-amino acid ligase activity
Source: RefSeq, a predicted model, not a curated record
GCCGACUGAAUACCACUAUGCGAUCAUGUAACCGCGACGUGCAAAUCAGACUUUGGGGGAAAGGAGCACGAUAUUGGGUGAACUCCAAGUUUGACCUAAAAAAUUGCAGACUGUUAUAAAGUUCCAAUAUGGCGGGCUUAUACUCGAAGUUGGGUAGAGUAUCUGCGGUGUGUGCAUCGUUGAGUGGUCUUUCGCUCAUCGGUGCUUACUGCGUUUGUCUUCCGAUAUGGAUGCGUCUUAUAGCAGGUAUUUUGGGUGGAAUCCUUCUCGUCCUGUCACUGGUAUAUGGUUGGAUCUUGAUCCAACGUCCCUACCCGAACCAAAGUCUCCUCGAGGUAUCCAUUCUUCUAUUCAUCUACGUCUUCAUGGGUCUGAAAGGAAAGUCGGAACAUGCGGAAAUCAUGAAGACAUGCAAGAACCCGAUGCGACAUCAGCGGAACCUCUGGCAAGAGAUACUGAACCUCAACAAGCGUACCGCGUAUGCCGAUGACCACGGUCUUCGGGGGAUGCAGACGCUUGGGGACCUACGGAAGCGGCAUCCCUUGACGAGCUACGAACGGUACCGACCGUACGUCGAUCGCAUGACGGAAGGCGAGGAAAACAUCCUGGUGGAUGGACUGCCAGACUCCUACAUCCGAACAACGGGCACGACGGGGAAGCCUAAGUACAUCCCGCAAAAGCAGAAGAGCAAGAUGUUAAUGAGAAUGGGCGCGAUGAUGGCUUAUAUCUCUGAUCAUCAUUAUUCUGUCAACCCCCUGGCAAAGAGUCUCUACUUGUACGUCGCACCGAAAGUCCUCAAGACAAAAUGUGGGACCGUUGUAGAGACGGCGGCCACUAUGUCGGAAGAUCAGGACUGGGUUUUCGCCAUGUAUCCUUCGCCAGCGAGCGCGUAUAAGCUCGGGACGAUGCACGAAGCGUUUUAUCUCCAGCUUCUCUUUGCUCUCAAAGACCGCAACCUUGGUCGUGUGAUCGUCGGGUUUAUCCACUUCCUGGAGAGCGCUAUGAAGCUUCUGGAGAAAGAAUGGGAGAACCUCACCAGGGACAUUGAGCAGGGCGCCCUCAACGAUGACCUCAACAUCCCACAAGCCAUCAGGGAAGGUGCUGUCAAGGAACUAAAGACGUACGGUCCUGAUCCUGAUAGAGCUGCCGAGCUGCGUGCAGAGUUUCAGAAAGGCUUCGUAGGUAUAAUCAGAAGGAUCUGGCCAAACGUACAGUGUGUUAUGGGUAUAGAUUCGAAUGGAAGCUGGCCGAGACUCUCUAAAACCUACAGCAAAGGUUUAACCUUGCUGACUCCGUUCUACGGCUGCUCUGAAUCGUGCCUUGCUAUUAACCCGGGCCCGGAUUUCAUCAAAACGAAAGGAUACAUACCAUUGGUCAAGUGGGCUGUCAUGGAAUUCAUCAAGGAGCAAGAAAUGUCUUCGUCAAACCCACAAACUUUCUUUCUACACGAACUGGAACUUGGAGAGAAAUACGAGAUAGUCAUCACCCAGCCGUUUGGUCUUUAUCGAUAUCGGAUGGGAGAUGUAAUCGAGGUCAUAGACUUCCAUCAAGACAUGCCCAUCAUUAAUUUCUUGUACAGGACAGGACAGAUGCUUAAUGUCCGGUAUGAGAAGUUAGACCAGCGGAUUGUCUCUGACAGCGUACUGGCAGCUACGGCGAAGUGGGCAGACAGAACACUGGUGGAGUUUUCGGUAGCUGAGAGCACCAUGAUCGAUGAGAACUGCUCAAUCUACGAGCCGAAGGAAAUGAUGCCCUACUACAUCUUCUUUCUUGAGAUGAAAGAUUCUUCUUCUGAACCGCUCUCCGAGGAGCAGAAGUCAAUGAUCGACAAGGAGCUGCAGGAUCGAAACAGCGAUGUGAAGCGCCUUCGAGGGGAGGGGGCCAUAUCACACCCCCGUGUUCACCUAGUCCGUCCAGGGGCGUUUGCAGAGCUGCAACACUACAUCAUUACCAACACAGGGGCAACUGCUAACCAGUACAAACCACCUCGAAAACUCCGAACCCCCGCAAUACUCGAGGUGAUGGUUAAGAACAUUGUCCAAUAAAAGUCAAAUAGUUCACUUUUGCAUAUCCUUUAUUGAUAUAGGCCUAUAUACGUAACCAUUCACUUUGAAAAAAAAAUCAUUGAAAUAUAGGCCUCCAGGCGGAUAUCCAUUAGUCCGUCCUUUUGUUGAAAAAAAUGUAAUGAUGAUAAUAAGGACCUUUUUUUGUUUUUAUUGGUUUUCAUAAAAUAACAGUUACAAACAAUAUAGGCUGACAAUAAGUUCAAGGCUAUUUAAACACAUUAACAAGCUAAAUUAUCUCAAAUUAACUUAAUAAUCAGCCACAAUGAUAAUAAGGACUUGAUGAUACUGAUGGAUGACGAUGGUGGUGAUGGUGGUAGUGGUGGUGGUGGUGAUGAUGAUUAUGGUGGUAGUUG